CGACAUCACAAAAACCAAAUCCCCUAUUGGCUAUGCAACACUCAUUACACUUUCUCGUUAUUGUAAUUUUAACAUAGCAACCUGUGAAUUUACCGAACAAAAACUUGAAAUUUCCAAAACUGUCGACUCCAUUUAACGUUUUUCCCCACAAUACAUGUUCAAUUACAUACUAAUUUUAUUCAUCCUCUACAUAUCGACCAUCGUCCUGAGCGAAGAAGACCCAUAAAAAAACCCUCCCCACAUAUUCCUUAGAAACGACACAAAAAAAAAUAAUUAGCCCGCACGAAACAUGAAGAGCGGACGGAAAUUAUCAGUUUCAGAGAAAAACCUCUACAGGCGCGAGACCUUCGACUAUACGGACAACGGCACGUGGCAGGAGCGCGCCAAACGCAACGUACCGUCGAAUCCGCUGAUCCAGAAGAACCUGCUGUUCCUGCAGAACUACAGCAAGUUGUUUCGCACGGCGUCGCGCACGCGCAACCGAUCCGGCGCCCCCGACGAUUUCUUCAAGUCCACGUUGCGCGGCGACACCUUCGAUUUGAUCAGAGACCUCAACAUCGGCGUCCUGCUCAAACCCUCCAAAUCGUUAGAGAACCUAAGCGAGUAUUCGCAAAGGAAGCGCCGGUCCCGCAGGACCUUGGUGUCGCCGAAGCGCAUCCUCAGGGUCCCGUCGAGGUCGGAGUUGAAGAGGCGCGGGCCCGAAGAGCAGGAGGAGCCCCGCUUGAAGGAGAUAUUCGCGGCGCGCGCGAGAGACAGCGGCUCCGAAAGCGGCGACGAAUUCGGGUUUUCCCUGUCGCAGUGCGGCGGAUUUUCCGAUUUUCUCGAUAAAGUCGAGGAGGUAAAGGAAGAAGACGAAGAAGUCAAGGAGGAAUCGGAACCGAUCGAAGAGGAGGAAAUAAUCGUCGAAGAAGCGGACGAAGAGAAAGAAUUCGAUUGCGAAUCGAAGCAGGACGUUGAUUUCGAUCAAUUGAAUAGCAGAUUGAAUGUCAUAUUGAAUAACGAUAUAAAGGUAGAAGAAAGUAGCAUCAUGAAGUGCGAUUGCGACCAGGACCUCAAAGAGGUCGAAAAAAUGAUCAACAUGGCCUCGAAGGAGCUCAAAGGAGUCGCCGCGGAAAAUAAGAAAAUGAUGGAGUGCCUUGAUCAAGACCAGGAGUCCAUAUUCAAAUACAACGCGGAAGCGGACGCGGCCAUUUUGAGGGAGCUGGACGAAACGGAGUGCGAGGCCAGGCAUACGGCGACCAUCAUCAGCAAAUUGAAGGCGCGCGUGACGGAAUUGUCGAAGAAGGAGAAGAUGACCGAAUGCGAGGCGAAGGAAUUGGGCGAUUUGAACGCCGAAUUGAAGAACCAAAUGACCAUAUUCGAGCAGAAGACGAAGAAGAUUCAGGACCUGUUGAAGAACGACAAUUUGUUCUCCGAACCCGGCGGUUUUCAACCAUCGCAAUACGACGAGGACAUUCUACCGAAAGUGGUCGUUUGCGGUCUGACCGAAAAUUGCAUGCCCAAAUUGUUGAUUUGCGACGACGGCCAAUCGAAAUGCGCCAAGCAAUUCUCGCCCGAAAAGACGAGAAAACCGAGACCCAAAGGACAAGGUCCUUGCACGUGCUUCCCCUGCGGCCCCUGCACGCCCGCCUGCUGCUCGCCCUGUCCCCCUUGCUCGCCCUGUUGCCCGCCCCUUUGCCCGCCGCCAUGUUGCCCGCCGCCUAGUUGUUGCCCGCCGCCUAGUUGUUGCCCGCCUCCUAGUUGUUGCCCGCCUCCUAGUUGUUGUCCACCUCCUAGUUGUUGCCCGCCUCCUAGUUGUUGUCCACCUCCUAGUUGUUGCCCGCCUAAAUGCCCACCAGCUUGUCCACCUCCGCCUGGUUGUUGUCCUCCACCUUGCCCGCCGAGAUGUCCGCCAAGAUGUCCUCCAGCUUGUCCUCCUGCUUGUCCACCGCCUUGUCCGCCGAAGAGCAGCCCUUCAUCCCCGAAAAUGGCUUGCGGUCCCGGUCGAGGAACGUGUCCAGCCGACAUCGAAACCCGUCUACAAGAAUACGCCCAAAACACCCAGAUGCUGGAACGGCAAUUGUACUGCAUGGAAAACGAGGUAAAAUGCAUGCACAACGAACUGAUGGCGGUGCAAAGGGAACGCGAACACUUGGAGCACCACAGGAAGAUGCUCUGUCCCGCCUCACCCUGCGUCAUGCCGCCCCCGUGUCCGGGUAGCCCGUGUCCCCCGUCGCCCUGCAUACCCGUUUGCAUGCCGCCCCCGCCUUGCAUGGCGCCGCCGCCGUGCGUCCAAAAACCCGGUUGCGAGACGCAAUUGAAGGAGCUGCGCGAGCAGUACAAGCGGCUGCAGGACGACUUCAAAGGGAAACUGUGCGAGGUGGCCGGCCUGCGGGCCGAGAACGAGCGAUUGAAGGACAAGACGAGGCACGCCGAGGACGCCCGAAAGUGCGCCGAGAAGCGCCAGCGCGAGCUCGAGAACGAAAUCAAACGAUUGAAGGGCGCCCUCAAGCCCAAGGACGCCAUCACCAAGGAGCAACUGGUCGAAUUGCAAGGCCAAUUGGACGUUGCCAAACAGCGGUUCAGAGAAGCCCAAGACGAAUUGGACGAGUUGCGAUUGUUGGUCGACGAUCAACAGAAGCAAUUGGACGAUUAUCGCAACAAAUAUUUGGAAGCGCAAGAACGCGUCGAGGAACAGAAGCGCCAAAUCGACCUGAUGGAAAUGGAGAACCAGCGCAUCAGCGAGCAGGUGAACCUCGAGAUACAGCGCGUCAAGAACCAGUUCCAGGAGAAGCUGCAGGAGCUGAUGCCGCUGCCCGACAUACUCAAGGCGACGCAGAUCAAGCUGCAGGAGGCGCAACAGAUGCACCUGCUGGCCGAGCGCAACAACGAGGCCAUCGCCAGGGAGCUGCAGAUGUACAAGGACAAGGUCAACGCGUUGGCGGGCCAAAUCGACAACGUGAAGAGCGAGAGCGCCGUCGGCCAGGAGGCGGUCGAGCGGAUGAAGUGCAAGGUGGCCGAGAUGGAGGAGCAACUGAAGGAGCUCAACCAGUUGAACAAUCAAUUGAUCACCGAUUUGGAGAAGUCGCAGGAGAGGUGCGAUGAGUACGAGAAGUUGGCCGAUGAAAGGUUGCACGAGAUUACCCAGCUCGAGGCGCAAUUGCAGGGAUUGAGAGAAGAAACUGCCAGACAGGUGUCGAGGAUAAAGGACAGGUGCGAGAUCGUGCGCAGAUCGAUGCAGAAGCAAAUCAACGAUUUGGAACGGGAAUUGGCCCAGAGCAGGGCGAUGGCGAAGUCGGCGCAAAAGGAUAGAGACGAGAUUCGAUGCAAGAUGCAGGCGCAAAUCAACAAUUUGAACGAGAACUUCGAGGACGCGCAGAUGAGGAUAAAGAACCUGCAGGGGCACGUUAACUUCCUGAAGAACACCUACGGUGAUGGUAUGUUGAACACGUGCGACAGGGAGAAGGACCAGCCGGAGCCCUGCGAAUGCGCGGGGGCUUAUUGAGGUGUGUUUGUUGGUUUUUUUGGGGCGCAAAAACGUUUGCACCAUGUGAAACUUUUUUUUUUUGAUCCGGUCGAUGUCUAUUAUAUUUUUUUUAUUUAAUCGAGUUUCAUGUGGUGUGGAUUAUUUGGCAUAAAACUGGUGUUUGUCUGAUGAAUAAAUUUCUUCUUGAAUAAA
Messenger RNA from Phyllotreta striolata, 3658 nucleotides. NCBI's taxonomy places the organism in Eukaryota, Metazoa, Arthropoda, Insecta, Coleoptera, Chrysomelidae. The record is from the annotation of a GenBank genome assembly.